AUGUCCAAGAUCACAGUCGCCGGAGUGCGCCAGAAUGUUGAGCAGCUGCUCAACUACUCUCAGAAUGAGAAGAAGAGAAACUUCCUCGAGACCGUCGAGCUUCAGAUCGGUCUGAAGAACUACGACCCCCAGCGUGACAAGCGUUUCUCCGGCACCAUCAAGCUGCCCACCAUCCCCCGCCCCAACAUGAGCAUCUGUGUUCUCGGUGACCAGCACGAUCUCGACCGUGCCAAGCACUUCGGUGUUGACGCCAUGUCCGCUGAUGACCUUAAGAAGCUGAACAAGAACAAGAAGCUCAUCAAGAAGCUUGCUCGCAAGUACGAUGCCUUCGUCGCUUCCGACUCCCUCAUCAAGCAGAUCCCCCGUCUCUUGGGUCCUGGUCUUUCCAAGGCCGGAAAGUUCCCUACCCCCGUCUCCCACGCUGAGGACUUGGCUGGCAAGAUCAACGAGAUCAAGGCCACCAUCAAGUUCCAGCUGAAGAAGGUUCUCUGCUUGGGUGUUGCCGUCGGCAACGUUGGCAUGACCGAGGAUGAGCUCGUCGCCAACACCAUGUUGGCCAUCAACUACCUCGUCUCCCUGCUCAAGAAGGGCUGGCAGAACGUUGGUAGCCUUGUCCUCAAGGCUACCAUGUCUCCUCCCAAGCGUCUCUACUAA
Molecule: messenger RNA, 654 nt
Organism: Aspergillus uvarum CBS 121591
Lineage: Eukaryota; Fungi; Ascomycota; Eurotiomycetes; Eurotiales; Aspergillaceae
Product: 60S ribosomal protein uL1
Exons: 4
Coding region: 1-654 (217 amino acids)
Biological process (GO): translation
Cellular component (GO): large ribosomal subunit
Molecular function (GO): structural constituent of ribosome; RNA binding
Source: RefSeq, a predicted model, not a curated record